GUGUGGCUCGGGUUGCAGACAUACCCUUCUGCUCAAGUUGCAGCAGGUUUUAAUGAUCAGUGGCUGUGAGCUGUUCUCAGGUCAGCGGUCAGGACUCCUCCUCCUCCUCUGAUCUGUCCUCUGUUCUCCGUCUUCACGCUGCAGAGUCUCUGCUGCCAAUCAUGGACAGCCGGCAUCGAUAUUUUUAGUGACUGUGUUCUGGGACUAAACGACCGGCAAUAUUUCACCGGAAUACAGGAAAGAACAAUCUAUCAAAACACAUUGCAUUCCUGUGUCAGAAAAUGGGAUUAAACCGAAGGAAUCAAAGGAAUAGUCCUGCUCUGAUCUGCUCAGCGUGAAGAGGCUUCCAACAGGCCGGCAGAGCCAGACACGACGAGAUGGCGAAAGUCGGCAGUGAAAAGUCCUUUUCGGCCAGACAGCGACUGUCUACCAACACGUCAGACGAUGAGCUCGCUGUCAUUGAAAAUGGGGACAGCAGAUCACACUCUAUUUGUGAAGGCAACUCUGAGAGAGCUCUGUCUUCAGGGUCGCACAGAGAUUCAUUAACAGGUGCUGGGGCAAUGGCCAGGCUGUCUUACUUCUUCUUCAUGCUGCGAACCUGGGCGUCUCACAGAAUGAACCCCGAAGAAGAACGGCACGACUCUUUCCUCGAGCGCUUCAGAGGCCCCGAGCUCAAAGACAUGCCCUGUCGAGAGAGUAACGCCCAGUCUGUGGGCCAUGACGACACACUCCGCAAGAGAAAGAAAGAAAUCUGGAUUAUGGAUCCAGCCACAGACCAGUACUACAGAUGGCUGUCUGUCAUCGCCGGCCCAGUGUUUUAUAACCUGAUGAUGAUUGUAACAAGGGCCUGCUUUAAUGAACUACAGGACUCGUAUACAAAACUCUGGUUAGUCCUGGACUACACCUCAGACGUCAUCUACUAUGCUGACACAUUCGUCAGGUCAAGAACAGGUUACCUGGAACAAGGUCUGCUGGUAAAAGAAGCCAAAAAACUGAGAGAUAAAUACAAAACAACAUCUCAGUUCAAGUAUGAUAUGAUUUCAAUGAUACCCACUGAUCUUUUGUUCCUGAAAUACGGAUACAACAACCCAGAGUUCAGAUUCAACCGUUUGUGCAAGAUUUCGAGGCUUUUUGAGUUCUUUGAGCGGACUGAAACCAGAACCAGCUUCCCAAACAUGUUUCGUAUCAGUAAUCUCGUACUUUAUAUCCUUAUCAUUAUCCACUGGAAUGCUUGUCUGUUCUUUGCCAUUUCAAAAACCAUUGGUUUUGGGUCGGACACUUGGGUAUACCCCAAUAUCAGCCAUCCAGAGCACGGACGCUUGUCGAGAAAGUACAUCUACUCCCUAUACUGGUCUACGCUGACCCUCACCACCAUCGGAGAGACCCCUCCACCAGUCAGAGAUAUUGAAUUCCUCUUUGUCAUUGCCGACUUCCUUACUGGUGUGUUGAUUUUUGCUAGUAUCGUCGGUAACGUUGGUGCCAUGAUCUCCAACAUGAAUGCCUCCCGUGCUGAGUUCCAGGCAAAGAUUGAUUCCAUAAAGCAGUACAUGCAGUUCCGAAAGGUCACCAAAGACCUUGAGGCCAGGGUCAUCAAGUGGUUUGAUUACCUGUGGACAGAGAAGAAGACCUGCGACGAGAAGGAAGUUUUGAAAAACCUCCCAGACAAGCUCAAGGCAGAGAUUGCCAUCAACGUCCACUUGGAUACGCUGAAGAAAGUGCGAAUUUUCCAGGAUUGUGAAGCCGGUCUGUUGAUUGAAUUGGUGCUCAAGCUGCAGCCACAAGUGUUCAGCCCUGGAGAUUACAUCUGCAAGAAGGGGGACAUCGGCAGAGAGAUGUACAUCAUCAAGGAGGGGAAGUUAGCGGUGGUGGCCGAUGAUGGUGUCACUCAAUUUGUGGUGCUCAGUGAUGGUGCAUACUUUGGGGAAAUCAGUAUCUUAGGUAUCAAGGGCAGUAAAGCAGGUAACAGAAGAACGGCCAACAUCAGAAGCGUUGGUUACUCCGAUCUCUUUGCUCUGUCCAAAGACGACUUGAUGGAAGCUCUUACUGAAUAUCCUGAGGCAAAGAAGGCGCUGGAGGAGAAGGGCAAAGCCAUCCUGAUGAAAGACAACCUUAUCGACGAGGCCAUUGCAAAUGCCGGCGCCGACCCCAAAGACAUGGAGGAGAAGAUUGUCAAACUGCAGAGCAACCUGGACAACAUGCAAGUUAAAUUUGCCCAGCUGAUGGUGGAGUUCACCUCCAACCAGACGAGGAUGAAGCAGAGAGUGACCAGCAUGGAGGCCAAAGUGAAAUCCCUUAAGCCAGAGGACCUCACUGAGGUGAUGGCCGACAAGGACAAAAAAGUUCAGUAAUACGACGGACACCCGAGAACUUUACAGGAAAAAAAAAAAAGAAUUAAACUUUUUAAAGGCCCAUGUUUAUAUCUAUUUAUACAUCAUGUUUAUUAUCAUCAUAAUGUGUCAAAUUGUGUACAGUAUAUGAAUAAUUUGUUUAUUUGUGUGUAUGCUCUGACUGACAGCUAAUUUCAUGUCAUAAAACUACUUAUGUAUGUAUGCAAAAAAAAUGGCUUUUUCUAGCCUUAGAAUAAUGUUUAUUUUCCUGAUCAGUAUUGACCAAGCGUAAACUAACCGUGACGUCACCCAUUGGUUUCAACGACGAGAAAAUGAAGCCCGUAUUUUGCUACUUCCUGGUCGCCAUUUUGGAUUUUUUGGAGCCAGUGACGUAAAAAGCGUCAUCAAACAGACUGGACCGGAGAGCAACUAGGGGCAGGAUUGGCUGAGGACUCUCUUAUCCCGCCCACAUUUUACCGCAGAGGCUUCUGUUGCUGUCUAUCAAGUAUAGCCACGCCCCCUGGCUCCGCCAACUUUAACGAUUUAUUUAAAAUUCAGUAUUGAUUUAUUUUAAGAUCGGCCACCUGAUCUCUCAUUUUGACCAUGAAAACUAACGGGAAAAAAAUCCUGAGCUGUAGAACAUCAGUCUAUCAAAUUUUAUUUUUUCCAAAAAUGAAUUGGGGUCUAUGGAGCAAAAGCUUUUUGGAGCCAGCCCAAGCGGACGGCGUGAUAUUGCAAGUUUUUGACACUUCCGGGUUGGCUUCAAUUCUGGAGCCAGAUGCUACGUCCACUAUAUAUACAGUCUAUGGUAUUGACAUUUUCACAGAGAAAUACAACACUAUCUGUGAAGUACUGAGUACAAUUCGUACACAAAAAUACAACUGCAUUUCCCAUCUGAUAACGUAUAAGACUGUACAUAAUAAGCUAAAAUGCCAGUCCUGUUUCUAAGUUACUGUCAGCAUACAUUAUCAGUUGUACAUCUUCUAUGUAAAAUAAAGAUUAAAAUGUUGUCUAAACCGUCA
Acanthochromis polyacanthus (spiny chromis) is the source of this 3349-nucleotide messenger RNA. RefSeq names its product cyclic nucleotide gated channel subunit alpha 3a (gene cnga3a). The transcript is spliced from 7 exons. Bases 378 to 2348 code for a protein of 656 amino acids. Gene Ontology annotation, biological process: monoatomic cation transmembrane transport. Gene Ontology annotation, molecular function: protein-containing complex binding; intracellularly cAMP-activated cation channel activity; cGMP binding. Gene Ontology annotation, cellular component: plasma membrane; intracellular cyclic nucleotide activated cation channel complex. The record is from RefSeq and is a predicted model, not a curated record. NCBI's taxonomy places the organism in Eukaryota, Metazoa, Chordata, Actinopteri, Pomacentridae.